UUCAACUAGAGAUCGGGUCAUAAUGAGAUCUCUAAAAAUCUUGCUUGUCGAGAAUCGAGAUUCUUUGACUGAUAUCUAUUCUUUUACAACCAUCCCAUUCUGGUUUCUCUGCUUUCAACCUCUAAUUAUAAGUAAGACUUUUCUCCUUAAGAUUCUUCUCUCCUAAUAAUCCCGUAAUACUUCCGAAAGUAUUGACUCUGUACUUUUCGGUACUCCUGGUAUUGGUAUUGAAAAAUCCAUUUGCCGAACACUACUUUGAACUAGAGAUUUCAGACCGAGACGAGACCUCAAACGAUCUCUGUCAUCUAGAUUUUUCAGUGAUAUCCAUCUCGAUUUCCGUAAAACCCUCCCUGUCCCGUCUAUUAUUAUUAAAUCUGCUUUAAGGACUUUCAAAACCUCUCCAAGAUUAUAUGGUGAAUCUCUCAAGAACUCUUCCUCUCGUACUUUCAUGUUCACUUUAGAGUAUCAAACUCCCUCCCUAAAGAAAAUCCUGAGUUAAGCCACAAGACUAAUAUUUCUGAACAUUUUGAUAUUCAAGAUUAUUCUUAAAAAACUUGAAUAAACCUCAAAACUUGAUUUUUUAAAUUUUGUUUUUUAAUAUUUUCUGUUAAAGAUAGCUUAAAAAUGCCUUCAAAGUUUAUUCAAAUUUUCGCUUUAAUUUUGCUCCUUAUAUCCCUUUCUGAGGCAUUUCGACAACAAUCUGUCGGAAUCCGUGGAAGAUUAAUGUGUGGGGAUAAACCUGAUUCUGGGACAAAAGUUAAACUUUGGAAUAAAAAAUUUGGAAGAGAUGAUCAGCUUGCUGAUGCUCGUACUGAUGCUAAUGGAAAUUAUGUGUUGCAAGGAGGGAAAGGAGCUCUUCUUUCCAUGGAUGUUCAUUUUAAAAUUUACACAGAUUGCAACAGAGGUAUUCUUCCCUGUCAACGCAAGAUAGAUUUAACUAUUCCAUCGGAUUAUGUAACCAGAACCAGUGACGUUCAAAAAUGGUUUGAUGGGGGUGUUUUGAAUAUGGAGUUUAAGUUUCCAGAUGAAUCUACUUCUUGUAUAAAUUAA
Messenger RNA from Meloidogyne enterolobii, 1050 nucleotides. Lineage: Eukaryota; Metazoa; Nematoda; Chromadorea; Rhabditida; Meloidogynidae. The record is from the annotation of a GenBank genome assembly.